This is a messenger RNA of Hemibagrus wyckioides, 743 nucleotides long. It is a transcript of the gene sod3a, whose product is annotated as superoxide dismutase 3, extracellular a. Gene Ontology annotation, biological process: removal of superoxide radicals. Bases 78 to 743 code for a protein of 221 amino acids. Gene Ontology annotation, molecular function: copper ion binding; superoxide dismutase activity. The transcript has 2 exons. The record is from RefSeq and is a predicted model, not a curated record. NCBI's taxonomy places the organism in Eukaryota, Metazoa, Chordata, Actinopteri, Siluriformes, Bagridae.
UCGUGAACAGCAGUGGGGUAGAAAGUCCAAGUUUCCACAUUUUGGCUGUUGACUCAGUUGGGAUCAGAACUACAGAAAUGAAUAAGGGAAGUAGUAUGCUGCUAUUACUUUUGACAUGGGUGCACACUGGAGAAGGGAUUGCAUUUAAUCAUAGCAAAACAUCUGUUGUUGAAGCUCCUAUGGAGGUUACCCGGUUCAAUGGAACUCUUUUUGCCACCUGUGAACUAAUACCUGACUCUAAACUUCCCACUGGCCAACCUGAAAUAUAUGGACAAGUUCUCUUCAAACAAAUCUUCCCAGUAGGCAUACUACAAGUGCUGGUUAAUGCUCAUGGCCUGCCCACUGGUGACCAGCAAAAGAGAGCUAUUCACAUCCAUCAGUAUGGAGACCUGAGCCAAGGAUGCAUCACUGCUGGUCCACACUAUAAUCCCCUGGGGGUGGACCAUCCUGCACACCCUGGUGAUUUGGGCAACUAUGUGGCCAUCAAUGGAACUAUAAGGCAACAUCUAAACAUGGAAGGAGGUACCCUGUUUGGAGGUCAGUCCAUUUUGGGACGUGCCGUUGUGAUCCAUGAGAAGGAAGAUGAUCAAGGGUUAGGGUCAAAUGAAGAGAGCAGACGAAGUGGGAAUGCUGGAAGAAGGAUUGCUGGAUGUGUCAUUGGCAUCUCGAAUCCAAGCCUGUGGGAAAAACUUACCAUGCAGAUGGGGAGUGAUAUGAACAACGCAGAACACAAGGAAGCAUGA